AAUUAGAGUAAUUAUUGUAUAAUUAAUUAUAAUUAAUCAACAACUUUAAUAAUUUAUAAAGUAAAAAGAUUAAGAAAUAAUAAAAGAUUUAAAAUUAAAAGAAUUAUAAAAUAUAAUAAAGAUAUUGAAUAAAAUAGAUAAUAAAAAACUAUAAAAAUUAAAGAUAAAUAAAUUAUAAUACUUAUACAAAAAAAUAAUAACUAUAAAAUGGGGAAACUGGUGGAAGAAUACUCAUCAUCAGACUCAGAAUUAGAAUGGGAAGAAGAUAAAUGGAGCGAUAUCUCAGAAGAAAAAAGGGAUAUAGAAACUGAGAAAAUAUCACAAGAUCUGUAUAACCUUCUAACUCAGGACAUGACAGGCAAAAGAAUCUAAUUGGAGGAAGACUAUAAGAUAACCAGGAAAGCCUAGGAAGAAAAACAAGAAGGUAUGGUCACACAGCUAUAAGAAUCUCUAUUAAGAUUGGAAAUAACUCUAAAGCCAGUGUAUGAAUUGAGCAAUGAAGAAACUAAGAUGAAACUGGAUAGCUUCAUUCUGUCUGCAAAAAGAAUUUAUGAAAAAGAAAAAGAAAAUGAAAUGUAAAAAAAUUCAGAGAAAGAAAGAGAAAAAUAAAUUUUAAAUUAAAUGAAAUAAGCAAAAUAAUAAUAAAAGAAAACUCUAAAAAAAGAAGCAAAUUAAAUAAAUAUAAUUUUAUUUAAAAUUAUUGCAUAAAAUUAUUUAGGAAUCAGUAAAUCAGUAGGAGUGAGAUACUUUGGAAAAGCUGCACUUUAAAAUCAAAAAGCUGAAGAACAAGAAGGUACAAAGAAACAAUAAAAUUGA
Tetrahymena thermophila SB210 is the source of this 816-nucleotide messenger RNA. RefSeq lists its product as hypothetical. The record is from RefSeq and is a predicted model, not a curated record. Lineage: Eukaryota; Ciliophora; Oligohymenophorea; Hymenostomatida; Tetrahymenidae. The transcript has a single exon.